AUGGCAGACAAACUAGACACGGAGGAAAUCACCAGCUUCAAUAAGGCCAGGCUGAAGAAAACAGAAAUGCUGCAGAAAAACAUCCUGCUGACCAAAGAGACCAUUGAACAGGAAAAUCGUAGAGAGAUUUUCUAA
Molecule: messenger RNA, 135 nt
Organism: Jaculus jaculus (lesser Egyptian jerboa)
Lineage: Eukaryota; Metazoa; Chordata; Mammalia; Rodentia; Dipodidae
Product: thymosin beta-10-like
Exons: 1
Coding region: 1-135 (44 amino acids)
Biological process (GO): regulation of cell migration; actin filament organization
Cellular component (GO): cytoplasm
Molecular function (GO): actin monomer binding
Source: RefSeq, a predicted model, not a curated record